AUGGAAAGGAAAGAGGGUAUAGUCAGGUGGUCACCAUAUCAGACCAGAGAUGAGUUCUUGAAGGUUAAUCUUACCAACCACACUAUCCAUCUCUACAAAGCCACUGGUCAUGCGCAGGCCGACAAGUUUGACUAUAGUACUAUAUCGAAACACUCAGAUAUUCCAGACAUCAAUGGAUAUGACUGGUCGCCAAACCACCGUGGAUUGCUUGCUAUAGGUACGCCCUUAGGCGAGGUUCGUCUACUAAGAGUUGAUGAUAACUCCAAUGAAAGUCUGACCCUACCACUCAGAUUUCAACGGGCCUGUCAGGCCGUCACUUUCAAUACUACAGGACUCCUAGCUGUAGGCUUGGAUAGAGUACGAAAUGAUGCUUGUUUGCAAAUUUGGGAUGUAAAUGAACGUCUGGCAAACUGGGAUGCCAGUAAGCCUGGGUUAGCUGUGCCUACUAUGACUAUUGAGCCAAGAAUUAAAAUAGAAGGGGGCAUGUCUGUCACGAGUGUCCGUUUUUUUGAAGAUAGUCCCCAAACCUUGAUCUGUGGAAUAAGAAAUCAGUCUGUAAAAAUAUAUGAUUUGCGAGAUCCCAACUCAAAUGCCGCUACUUUUCAGACCAGAUGUAACAAUAACAUUGCUCUUGAUUAUGUUGAUUCCAACUAUUUUGCCUCUUCAACGCUGGAUCUCCCUGGCCUUGUCAUAUUUGAUAGACGUGCUGCAGGUAUGCGAAAUGUUGCAUCGCCUAGAUACAAUGAAGUUACCGACGAAGGAGAUCUACCGUGGGGUGCUGUCCUAAAGCUGGACCGUAUUAUUGAGGGUGAAAGCAACGUAUCAGUCAAGCAAAUGCGGUUUUCGCGGGAGCACCGCGGUGCCCUUGGGGUUCUUUCUACCUCAGGUCAACUUCAAAUUCUCCAAACACGAAAGGAAUACAUUGAGCCUGGAUCCAUCGAUGAUGUAAAAGGAGGUCCUGAGUUACUUGAAAUAAAAAAAUCUUACGAGUUGCAGCGAGCCUUCAUCAAUUCUAGCUACUCGAAAAGGUUUGAACAUCAGAUAGUCUCUUUUGACUGGAUACAUCUUGGGUCUAUGCAUCUUGAGCCGCGUGUCAUUGGACUUCAAGCAAAUGGCGAAUUUAAAAUAUUCAGCAUGCCUACAAAUGCUACGUCCCAUCUCUUGGAAAUGGUUCCGUGGGCACAGCCUCAUCAGUCUGGUGAUUCGCGCUUUGAUCUACCGUAUUUUCGGAUUCUCAGGGAGCGUGAAGAAAUCUUAGGACCGCUCCAUGCAACCAGUGUGAAAGCAACGACUCCCGUAUUUGGCCCAGAUAGCUACAGUCUUACUCAGACAAAAAUAAACUUACUUUCUAAAGUCAAAAACUCUCUUUAUUCUGAAAAAUCACAAGUUGUUGAUAUUUCUAUGGUAAAUAGAUCGGCAAGCGAGAAAUUAGAUCAAAUUAAUCUCGUAACGGCUGGCUAUUUAUUUGAUUGUCAGAAGAACAAGCGUCUUGUUGGAAAUGACUCAGGACUGGCAGACUUGUGGGAAUGGAUCUCAGGAGCCGAAGAGGCAGCAGCAUCUAACGGUAUGGUUUCUGGGUCAUUAGACCUUAGUUAUCUUGGUGUUUAUUACAUUUGGACAAAUCAAUUAGGUAAAAAAAUUCAAUCACGAAUGAUAGAUAUAAAAGUCAAUCCGAAUCCAGCACAAUGGGAACAGCACAUCAGUUCGAUCAACGAAAAAAACGAACGUCCAGAAUUUGAUAAUGUCGAGACAUUAAGGCCUCAGCAUAGACAGCUAUGUCUAGCUAUUUGCGGUAACUUACGGAGUGAUGAUGAGAUCCUUAUGGAAAUAGAUGCACUUAUAGAAGCAGGUGAUUACUCAUGUGCUGCUUGUCUAGCGCUAUUCGAAGGGCGGCCUGAUUUAUCCGUCAAAAUACUCUACGACGGCGGUAGUGAGUACUUCUUCAUAGCGAUGGCACUUGACAUGAAAAUCCAAACAAAAGCUUCCUUAAAACCGCCAAAGUUGGACUGGGAAAAGGCCUUAGACGGUACUCAGGGUCUCUCGAGUAAUGUCAAUAUUCGCGCAAUUUCUCAUUAUAUCGCUACAAGCAGCUGGGAAGCUGUCGUUGAAGAAAGAUGUCUUCCACUUCGUCAAAGAGUAGCCUUAGCGUUGCGACAUUUUACUGAUGAUCAAUUGACAAACUGGCUUGAAAAGGAAAUGGAGGAGACAAUUAGAACAGGCGAUGUUCAGGGCGUAGUUUUAGCCGGAAUAACCGAUCCAACUGUCUCUAUUAUGGCCAAGUAUGUCGAAAAGUGUGGAGACUAUCAAACUGCCAUUCUUGCACUUUCCUUCUGUUACCCGAGAUAUAUUUCUGAUGUUCGUUGCGACGCUUGGCGUGAGGAAUACCGAGCAUUCUUAAAUCGCCAUAGAAGAUUUAUCGAUCGUGUUAAAUUUGAUCAAGAGUUAAUUAAGAAGAGUCGCGAUCGCAAUGGAGUUUCUUUCCUUAAGCCUUCACCAAGACAAGUGACAAUUCGCUGUCAGAAUUGUGAUCAAAUGACAACUAGUGAUCCUCCUCAUUCAGUCCAGGCCACAGGAACAACUCCAGCUAUAUUGAGAAAUCCAAUCACCAUUGCCGGCAUCAAUGCAGGCCUAAAAUGUCCUCGAUGCGGUGUUGGUCUACCUCGAUGUGUUGUAUGCAUGCAUCAUGUUCUUGGCCAGCCACGCAGUGAUAGGCCAGAAUUAUCCACAGAUCCCAUGUCAUCGAAAGCUACUGAAAGUUUUCCAACAUUCUGCAUGAAUUGUAAACAUGUCAUGCACAUGGAUCAUGCUCUUCUCUGGUUCAAAAAUCACGAAGAAUGUCCUGUUUCUGAAUGUCGCUGCCGAUGCAACGAUAUGGUUAACCGAUAG
Blumeria graminis f. sp. triticale is the source of this 2886-nucleotide messenger RNA. Lineage: Eukaryota; Fungi; Ascomycota; Leotiomycetes; Helotiales; Erysiphaceae. The record is from the annotation of a GenBank genome assembly.